AUAAAGAGCAGCAGACUGUGACUGGCAAUUCGACACCAAUCACAACACAAAUACAGAGUUUAGAGGAAAAUACGUAGUCAUCUUCUUCGUGCAAUUCUCCGAUAACACGAUGUCGGGCUGUGGCGGGAACUGCAACUGCGGCUCUUCAUGCCAGUGCGGGAGCGGAUGCAAGAGGAACCCGAGCCUGGGUUACACAGAGGCCGCCACCCCCACCGCCAAGACCGUCAUCUCUGGAGUUGCUCCUGUCAAGAUGCACAAGGAGGAGGCGCCGGAGAUGAGCACCGAGGGAGGCCACGGCUGCAAGUGCGGAUCGAGCUGCAGCUGCGACCCGUGCACCUGCUGAUGAAUCAAUCGUAAUUAAGCCUCCCCGCCAAACCAUGAGAGCAUGCAUAAUUAUAAGUUUAAUGUGUCUGGUUUGUAACACUACAGGAAUAUAUAUGUAUGCCUGCUGUAAUUGAUUAAGAACAGCUCUGGUUGAAAUUACUCUGUUUGGUGGGUCCUACAAUAAACAUAUUGUGUGAAGUGAAGUGUGGGUUUGUACGUCUGCUGAAGUGAAGAACAAUAGAAGCCUUCUAUCUUAAGAGGGCAAGUCCUUGUUUUGUGUAAUGUAAAUCCGUUUGUAAUAAAAUAAAACCGCGUUGCCUUUGCGCGUUGCUUUGCUUGUUA
This is a messenger RNA of Punica granatum (pomegranate), 666 nucleotides long. The record is from RefSeq and is a predicted model, not a curated record. Lineage: Eukaryota; Viridiplantae; Streptophyta; Magnoliopsida; Myrtales; Lythraceae.